AUGGGUCCUAUGGCUUUCGCCGCUCCUAUUUUCUCCACAAUUGUUACUGCGACAGAAGGAAUUUAUUACAAUUAUUUUGUGCAGGGAUCCAUGGGACCAUCUCCGGCAGUCAUGAUACAUUCGGACCCUCAACUGGCCAUUGCUAGUGACUCAGAGCUCACAAAGCCUUAUCAUCCGGUGUUGAUGAUGGCAAAGUCGAAGUUCAGUGCACGAAUAGUUCAUGCCAAGCUUCCACCAAAGUUAAAAAUGCCAUCUACGGUUAAAAAAUAUGAUGGCACUACAGAUCCAGAUGACCAUAUGUUCGAGUUUGAUGGGGCUGCACGAGUCAAACAAUGGUUAAUGUCGGCUUGGUGUUUUAUGUUCGCUUAUACUUUAACCGGGGCAACUCUGGUAUGGUUUGAUGCACUUAACAAGGGCGAAAUCAACGAUUUUGAGGAGCUUCGGAGGUUGUUCCUCCAAAAUUUUAGCCAUCAAAGGGAUUACUCAAAAGAGAUCACUGAAGUGCAUAAUAUCAGGAGAUGGGACGAAGAGUCACUUGACAGUUUUAUUGACAGUUUUAAUCGAGAAAGUAUGCAAAUCAGUGGAGUGGUGGACCAACUGCGGGUCUCCGGCUUUUGCCACGGAGUCCGAAACAACCAGCUGGUAGAAAAAUUACAUAAGAAUCUCCCCAAGAUGAUGGAAGUAUUGAUAGAGCGUGCCCGAGCAUUCGCUAGGGGAAAGAACGCUUGUAGCUCAAUGACUGAGCCAGAACAAAGAAUGUCUUCCUGGAAGAAGAAUGGAGGUUCCGUCUUUGAUAAACCUCCGGUCGGAAACAGGGGACGAAUGCACCCUUAUAAAAGGAAUGAUCGAGCCCCACGGGGAAGAGGUGCUAAUCCACGAUUCUAUAACCUGUCAUAUCUUUUGAAAACUCCUAGCGAGAUCCUCGUCACUGAUGGAGCAAGCUUCCGAACACCACCCAAGCUCCGGACCACAGGCGACAAGAACUCCAUAAAGUACUGUCAUUACCAUCAGCAAAAGUCCACAAUACAGAUGACUGUUGGUCUCUAA
This is a messenger RNA of Helianthus annuus (common sunflower), 1047 nucleotides long. RefSeq lists its product as uncharacterized. The record is from RefSeq and is a predicted model, not a curated record. The transcript has a single exon. Bases 1 to 1047 code for a protein of 348 amino acids. Lineage: Eukaryota; Viridiplantae; Streptophyta; Magnoliopsida; Asterales; Asteraceae.